UUAAGAGUUGUGAUUUUCAUUUACUACACAUAUACAUACGUAUUAGAUGGUUAGUACGUACGAUUUGGUAAACUAGCUACUCGAGCCAAACCCAGCUGGACUUUUUAUGAGCACAAGCAGUCACAGUUGACUAAUAGUUGACUUAAGACUGGAAAAGAACUGGUUAUCUAUCUCUGCUGCUUCUGGGUUUGUGAAUAACUGGCCGGAUUUUUUUCUGGAGCUUGGAUUUGUACUCAGAAGAGGAAUAAGUUUCAUUGACCUCAAAAGUAAUAUGACUUUUUUACAUAAGCAGAUUCAUUAAAACUCUGAACAAGGGAAAGGAAGAUAUGGGACAUGGGCAAGUACAAAACUUGGCCAACCAUGUGAAUGAGCUAUGGGAUAUAUGGAAUCUUCGGGUUUGUCUCAUAUUGAGCCUAUACUUACAAGCUUUUUUAAUGUUGGUUGCUUCACUAAGGAAAAGAUUAAAGUCAAACUUCCUACACCUCUGGAUAUGGUCAGCCUACUUGCUAGCAGACUGGAUUGCUGCCUAUGCUCUUGGUCAAACCGUUCAAAGCCCAGGUGAUGACAUAUAUGAUCCAAAGAAAAGUGGAGACCUUUACAUAUUUUGGGCACAGUUUCUUCUGUUGCAUCUUGCAGGCCCUGAUAGUAUUACUUCUUUUUCACCUGGGGAUAGUGGAGUCUGGUUGAGGUCACUCUUUGGACUCCUUUGCCAAGUUGUGGCUACUAUCUAUGGCUUCUUUUUGCUUGCACUUGCCAGAAAGAAUAAGCUAUGGAUCCCUACAAUCCUAGUGUUCGUGGUUGGACUUAUCAAGUCAUAUGAGAGGGUAAAAGCUCUAGUUAAUGCAGGGUUUGAUCGUUUUGGAGAAACCCUCCUGCCAAAACCAGAUCCUGGACGUGACUAUGAAGAGGCUGUUUUGACAUACCGGUCAAUGAGAGGUGUCCAGGUUGAAAUGCAACCAGAUAAAAUCAUUAGGUCAGUUAACCAUUUCACUCAUGAUCUGAUAGAAGUUGAUCAUGAUGACAUAGAGCUACUUUGUGCUGCUCACUCUUUCUUUGAAGACUUCAAAGUACUCUUUACUAGCUCCUUUUUAAGCUUCCAAAGUAGAGAAACUAGCCGUGACUAUUUUCUUCAGUGUAGUCAUUCGGAUGCUUUUAGAUUGAUCGAGUAUGAACUCAGCUUUUUGCACGAUCUUAUGCACACCAAAAUGGUUGUGUUACACAACAUAUAUGGAUACAUUCGCCGGUGUGUUUGUUUCUCUUCUGUCUUGGCAGCAUCUAUAUUAUUUUUCCUAACUGAUAAGCAUGGAUACACUAAGUUUGAUGUCAACCUUACUCAUGCCUUGCUCCUUGGAACCAUUUCCUUUGAUGUCAUAUCUCUCAUUAAGCUCAUUUUUUCUGAAUGGUGCAUCAUUAGAAGUCCAUGGAUUAGACAUCUAAUUCCAGCAUGUAUUUUGAAAAGAAAACGAUGGUCAAGAUCAGCCUUUCAGUACAACAUGUUCAAGUAUUGCCUAUCUAAACAUCAGACUCGAGUUUUCUAUAGGUUUGCCAGCCACUUAUUCAACUCAGCAGGAUUUAUGGAAAAAUUGAGAGCAAUGUGGUAUUCUUCCUUUGAGACAGUCACUGAAGACUUGGAAAAUUUUAUUUUCAAGGAACUCAAGGAGAAAUCUUCAAAAUCAAAUGAUUUAAAGGCAGCAAAGGAAGCAUGUUGGCAAAGAGGCCUUUCGGCGCUUUUGAAGAAUAGUUGCUAUACGAAACUUGAAUGGAGUAUCAGAGAAUUCCAAUAUUUGGAGAGCCUUCUUCUCUGGCACUUGGCUACUGAGCUUUGCUAUCAUAAUCUUAAUAAGGACCAGCUUCUGUGAAGGGUUCCAAGAGCAAAUCUCUGUUGUUUGAUGCCUGCAUUCUCGCCAAAGAGCUUCAAAAUCUGAAGGAACAGUGGCAGGUAAUGGCUCGAGUGUGGAUAGAGUUGAUGUCUUAUGCUGCCAUUAGUAGAGGCGGGGAACUUUUGACUUUCACUUGGUUACUCAUGUAUCAUUUGGGUUUAGGAACACAAUUCUCCGAGCAGGUAUCACAUGGUUAAUGUUCCCAUAUAUGCACGUAAAGUGUGCAUAUUAGAUUAGGAGAAAGGGCACCAAAAAUUUGCUAGUUUUAACUACUGUUGUUAUUGUCUAUGAACUAGAAUCGUCUACUCUUUAUCAUAACUCCCUCUUAGCCAUAUUCUCUCACUAACUGGCUGCAAUACUUCUUAUUAAUUUUAGAGUAUAUAUAUAUAGUUAAUAAUAAUUUGUAUACAUAUAAACAACAAGAAUUAAAUUAAUGAAAUGUCUUGUUUUGGAUUGUUAAAUCAAGCAUUGUGUUUGUAUUUUGUAUUGGGAAGUGCUUACUAACAAUUUAUAGGGUGGAGGUUCAAAUUUCCAACUUUCCAUUGAAUAAACUACUUUAUUAUUCA
Humulus lupulus (European hop) is the source of this 2446-nucleotide messenger RNA. RefSeq lists its product as uncharacterized. Bases 327 to 1859 code for a protein of 510 amino acids. The transcript has 3 exons. The record is from RefSeq and is a predicted model, not a curated record. NCBI's taxonomy places the organism in Eukaryota, Viridiplantae, Streptophyta, Magnoliopsida, Rosales, Cannabaceae.